UUAAAGAAAAAGACGCUGGAGGUGACAGUGUGGGACUAUGACAGAUCCUCCUCCAAUGACUUCCUUGGAGAAGUGCUGAUCGACUUGUCGAACACCGCCCAGCUCGACAACACUCCUCGCUGGCUGCCUCUGAAGGAGCAGAGUGAAAGCAUUGAGCACAGCAAGGCCCAUCAUGCUGCUCACGGCCCUCCAGGGUCAGGGCCAGGUCAGGGUCACGGUCAGGGACACAGCCUGGGACAUAUGUCAGGGCCUGGGAUGGGGCCUGGGCAUGGAAUGGGACAGGGUCACGGACUAGACGGGAGUCAUGAUUCACCUAAAAACUCUGUAAUCAAGAGCAGAAGCCAUGGGAUCUUCCCCGAUCCAGCCAAAGACAUGCAGAUGCUGCCUUUGGAAAAGUCACACAGCAGCCCAGGCAGCUCAAAGUCUUCCUCUGAUGGCCAACUGCGCUCCCAUGGCCCCUCUCGAAGCCAAAGCAAGAGCAGCGUCACUCAGGCCCACCUUGAGGAUGCUGGGAUAGCCAUUGCUGCUGCCGAGGCUGCCGUGCAACAGUCCCGCCUGCAACCAA
Plectropomus leopardus (leopard coralgrouper) is the source of this 565-nucleotide messenger RNA. NCBI's taxonomy places the organism in Eukaryota, Metazoa, Chordata, Actinopteri, Perciformes, Serranidae. The record is from RefSeq and is a predicted model, not a curated record.